This is a messenger RNA of Fusarium fujikuroi IMI 58289, 1116 nucleotides long. RefSeq lists its product as uncharacterized. NCBI's taxonomy places the organism in Eukaryota, Fungi, Ascomycota, Sordariomycetes, Hypocreales, Nectriaceae. Gene Ontology annotation, molecular function: protein binding; protein-lysine N-methyltransferase activity. Gene Ontology annotation, biological process: peptidyl-lysine monomethylation. The transcript has 2 exons. Bases 1 to 1116 code for a protein of 371 amino acids. The record is from RefSeq and is a predicted model, not a curated record.
AUGCUUAUUGAUCCUGCUUUUCUGCCAUGGGCAGAAAGUAAAGGAGUCAAACUAAAAGGUGUUGAACCUCAAAUUCUUCCAGGUCGUGGUAUUGGUAUUGUCGCAACUCGCGAUAUCAAGCCAAAUGAAACUAUUUUGAGUGUGCCAAUGAAGGCAGUUCGCACCAUUGAUACAGUACCAAAGAACAUCACCGAAGCCCUUCAAGGAGUUUCAGUCCAUGGCGUCUUGGCUGCGGAGAUUGCUCUUGACGAAAGUGAUGACUUUUCUGUGUGGAAAACCGUCCUGCCAACCCGGCAAGAUCUAGAGGCUGGUGUGCCCAUGAUGUGGCCGAGUGAACUCCAAGCCCUUCUGCCCAAGAGGGCCAAGGAUCUCCUGGAUGAUCAGAAUACUAGAUUCAGACGCGAGUGCGAAAUUGUUCUAAAAGCAUUCCCGAGAUUGACCAGGGAUGAGUACCUAUACUCUUGGGUGCUCAUCAACACCAGAACCUUCUACAACAGCAUGCCCAAGAUGAAAAGCUACGCUCAUGCUGACCGACUAGUCUGCAUGCCAACAGCCGACCUGUUCAACCAUGCUGAUCAAGGAUGCAAGCUCGCCUAUUCAGCCCUGGGAUACAGCGUUCAAGCGGAUAGAAUCUAUCGCCAAGGUGAGGAAGUCUACGUAUCGUAUGGGCCUCACCCAAACGACUUUCUUCUAUCCGAGUACGGUUUCAUUCUAGAUACGAAUCGUUGGGACGAUGUCUACCUAGAUGAAGUGAUUCUUCCGAUGCUGAACAAGACGCAGUGUGCCGACCUUGAAAGUAUCAACUUUCUUGGAAGAUACACCCUCGAUGACCAGACAUUAGGGUGCCACAGAACUCAGGUCGCUCUGCGAAUGCUAUGCUGUACACAAAGGCAAUGGCAGCGGUUUUUUGAUGCUCAAGACGAGGGGCGUUCGUCGCAGGCUGAAGUUGAUGAAUUAUUAUUGACAGCACUGAAAGAUUUCUUGAACAUCAUCGGAAAGACGCUGGGAGAUAUAGAUGAGGUAGAAGGCGGCUCGAGUAGCCAGCGGGAACUCUUGCGGCGCAGAUGGCAGCAGAUCGAAGCCAUGGUGACCAAGACAAUAGAUACACUUUCAUGA